AUGGGUAUCCUCCACUUCCAAUUCUGGAGCGCAGACCAAACGACUCCAACUUUGAAGCUGCGGGGCGAAAAGGAAGAUGUCGAGACCGCAGCUGCGAAUACUUCCAUGACCAGCUCUUUAAUUGGCCGGCUGUUCCGCUCCGGCGGCAAAAGAGGCAGGCUGCGGGCAAGCCCGUUUCGGCUCGGUCUAUGGGUCGCAGGCACCUUUUGUGCCGCGAAAGUCUUUAACGAGCAUGCUUACGAGCUCCAACUUUCCUCGGGCCCGUCAAUGUACCCGACAAUACACUUCAAAGGCGACUACCUAUUAAUCUCGAAGUAUUACAAGUACGGAAGGGGAAUUGCGGUCGGCGAUAUCGUUACCUUUAAGCACCCAUCCUAUGUGAUGAUGGCGGCGAAGAGGGUGGUCGGAAUGCCGGGAGACUAUGUGUUGGUUGAUCCGGAGGAUCAUGGAGGCCCUUUGGCGAAGAUGAUCCAGGUUCCUGAAGGUCAUAUCAUGGUCACUGGUGAUAACCUACCUUGGUCAAGAGAUUCGAGAGAUUUCGGUCCACUCCCAAUGGGUCUAAUCUCGGGGAAAGUAAUUGGGAAAAUGUGGUGGCCACUCAACUAUCAGCGUAUGGAGAACUCGCUGAAACCCGUCGAAGACAUCUCAAGGAGCCAGCCAUGA
This is a messenger RNA of Coccidioides posadasii C735 delta SOWgp, 663 nucleotides long. RefSeq lists its product as uncharacterized. Gene Ontology annotation, molecular function: serine-type endopeptidase activity. Lineage: Eukaryota; Fungi; Ascomycota; Eurotiomycetes; Onygenales; Onygenaceae. The record is from RefSeq and is a predicted model, not a curated record. Gene Ontology annotation, cellular component: membrane; mitochondrial inner membrane peptidase complex.